Molecule: messenger RNA, 797 nt
Organism: Xiphias gladius (swordfish)
Lineage: Eukaryota; Metazoa; Chordata; Actinopteri; Istiophoriformes; Xiphiidae
Gene: ngb
Product: neuroglobin
Exons: 4
Coding region: 1-480 (159 amino acids)
Molecular function (GO): oxygen binding; heme binding
Source: RefSeq, a predicted model, not a curated record
AUGGAGAAGCUGUCAGGGAAGGACAAGGAGCUGAUACGAGGCAGCUGGGAGAGCCUGGGCAAGAACAAAGUUCCUCAUGGUGUCAUCAUGUUUUCCAGACUGUUUGAGCUGGACCCUGCGCUCCUCAGUCUUUUCCACUACAGUACAAACUGUGGCUCCACAGAAGACUGCCUCUCCAGCCCCGAGUUCCUGGAACAUGUCACUAAGGUGAUGCUUGUGAUCGAUGCAGCAGUCAGCCACCUGGAUGACCUUCACUCCUUGGAGGACUUUCUGCUCAACCUUGGGAGGAAGCAUCAAGCCGUGGGAGUCAACACACAGUCAUUUGCUGUGGUGGGUGAGUCCCUCCUCUACAUGCUGCAGUGCAGUCUGGGCCAGGCCUACACGGCACCGCUACGUCAAGCCUGGCUCAACAUGUACAGCAUCGUGGUAGCAGCCAUGAGCCGAGGCUGGGCCAAGAACGGCGAGGACAAGGCCGACUGAGGCGCACAGCGGGAGCUGCUGAGCAGUUGCUGUCAAAUCAAUCAACAUGGUUGCCAUGGAAUAAGGUUGUGUAACUUGCAGCAUUGUGGCUUUGGCUGCUGUACAUUUGCUCUGUGAGUGGGGUCGCACAGUGUAGCGAAUGUAUGCUGUGGUUACACUGGAUGGUGUGAAGAUCUGAGCCAGUCUGGCUUGGUUCACCUGAGUUUGGACCUGUAAUCUGAGCUCCCCACACUAAGAAACAGGAUAACAGUCUAGUCUCUUUGUAUAUAAGGCUAUGAUAUAUAUACUCAAAUGAUAGCAGUGACUGUGGUGGUCUU